Messenger RNA from Caenorhabditis auriculariae, 3092 nucleotides. Lineage: Eukaryota; Metazoa; Nematoda; Chromadorea; Rhabditida; Rhabditidae. The record is from the annotation of a GenBank genome assembly.
AUGUUCUCAGCGUGGACCACACGUUCUCCAGGCGGCUCGGUCUUGCGCGACGGUCAUCCAGUGGCGGCCUGGCUGACUGAUGUUCUUGCGGAAGUAGUCCGUCCAUCUGGUCGGUGGGCGCCCGAGUGGGCGCUUGAUGUUUCUCGGAAUCCAGUGUGUUAAUCUCGUGGACCGUUCAACAAGUAUGACACUGGCUGCAUUUAUUUGAACUUGCAAGAUUGGCGCAGUGCCUGUGCGCCUAACUAUUGCUCCAGAGGUCACAGGUUCGAAUCCUCGCAAAGUGAAUUUUUUUUUGCUUUUCUUGAAAAAAAAUUUUUUUUUUCCCGAGUCAUUUAUCGAUUUUUUCUUCUCAUUUUUCACUUUUCUGAAUUUAACUCUCCAUUUUCGAAAGGAAAUAACAGAAUUCCGUGCGAUUUAGCAAAUAAAAGUGGAAAUUUUCGACUUUUCUAACAUUUUUACACUAAAUUUUGCAACCGGUGAUUGACUUUUUGAACACAAAAAAUAAGAAAACGAAAUAUCUACACAAAAUACUUCUAGAAUCAUCAUGAAAAGUCUACCGAAGCUUACGGUUAACUGGUUAGCUCGCAGGCAUAGCGCAACGCAAUUGUCUUCGACUAUCGUUGAAAGGGUCACUGGUUCGGAUCCCUUCAACGUAAAUUAAUUUUUGCUGUUGAUAGGAAGAAAUAUUUCCAUUCGAUUCUUUUUAUAUCAUCUUUGAAAAGAGUCGCAAAAUUCAAAAAAUCGAUUUUAGUGCGAUUUUCUUGAUUUUCACAGUAGAAACCGGACAAACCCUAUCAUUUUUUCUUUCAUUUUUCAUCUUUCUCCGAACAAAAAUUUUUUUAAUUUAGAAAGAUUUCAGUCAUCUACUAUGUAAUCUUUGCCUUAAGAAAAAAAUUCCCUGAAAUAAUUUUUUUGUCAAAAUUCGAACUCUUUUCGGAACUUUUUUUAAAAAGUUCUAGCGUUUUUUAAGCCAAAAAUUUUUUUGCUUCCCACCAUAAUUUCCUUAUCAUUUUUUUAAAAAUAAGAGAUCACAGAUUCUUGGAAGAGAUGUUUGAAAACAAUAAUUUCAGAAAAUGGCCGCAAAUUUGCGGUUCCACUUGUUUUUGACAUCGAAAAGUGUUUUUGGGGGAAAAUCUGAUUCAUUUACUUUUUUUUCCUGCUUUUUUGAGGCCAUUACGCAAGCUUAGAAGGGAAUAUUUUCAUAUGGAAGUAUGAAUGUUUAGGAAAUUUUCCCAUGCUUGAGUUUUCCUUCCAAUAAACGUGUGAAAAAAACCAUUUUUUAUAUUCAAAUGCUUCUAAAUCCUUCGAAAUUGUACAAGUUUAGCUUUCAUAUUCUAUUUUUUUUUGAACUCUUAUCCAUCCAACUUUUUUUAUUUUAUUUUAUAGUGCUCUCAAAAUAAAAAGUUUACCACUGAAAAAAAGGUUCAAAUCGUUCAAAAUUAGGUUUUUUUGCCAAUUAAAAAUUCUGGUAUAAGGAAAAAAAUUAUUUUUUUGAUUCAACUAUUUAAUAUUAUUAUAUUUGUUAAUAUCGAUAAUUAUUUAUUUACGGGUACCUAGAAACCUCACCGAUUGAAAAAUGAAACCGAAACUGACCAAAACUGAUCUUUUUAAAAGUGUUCGCACUCUAAAAGCGUACGUCAUUCGCAAAAAUGUAUCAACGUCAAGUGACAUCAAAGUACAAAAAUUGGGCUCAGAAGUAUCAUUCGUCAAGUGACUUCAGAAACACGGAUAUAUCAUCGUCACGGCCGCCCGCGCCGCGACGGCAAUUUCUCCCCCUGUUUGCUUGCCCCCGACCUUGAGCGGCUUGCGUCGCUGCCUAUCAUUAAGCGUUCCCUUGCACCUUGAACUUCUUUCCCGAGGCUAUUUUUUCGAUCUUUGAUUCAAAUUUGGCUGCUAAGUCGUUACUAAUGUUCAAUAACAUGUAAUUUACUUUAAAAUUGCAGGUUUUGAAAAACUUUCGAAGACUUUACUUCGGAAAAUGUCCGAAUUUCGAUCGUUUCCAAAAGGUUUGACUUUAAAUUUAGCUCUUUUUUGGAUAAUAUUUUUUCUCAGGAGUUUUCUACCAUGUUUCGGAUACCCUAGACAUCUGGAUACCUUUCUCUUUCUACCGAAAAGGUCCCGCAAAUAUUUCCUAUUCAAUUUAUUUAUUUUUCCACGUUGUCACUGUCGCGAUUUCUGCUGUCAUAGUGGUAAGUUUUUCAACGCUGUAAAUCAAAAAAAGGAAAAAUUACAGGUUUCAACGAUUUCGAUAGCUUGCAAGUACCGAGUUUAUCAUAUAAAUAUGAUAAUUCUCUAUAUAUUUUUUUCGGUUCAUUGGUUCGAGGUUUUAUUGUCAAAAAUUGUUAUUUUUUUGCCUUAUUUGGAGGGUUGGAUACCAAUUCCUGGUCAGUUUUUGGAUGGAAUAGAGCAUAGAAAUCCUAUCUGGGAAAAUUUUUAGCGGCCACUAUAGGGUUUUGAAGUUUUAGUGGCAACUGUAGUAGUCAUAUUAGUUGCCACUUAAGCGGUUAAAAGUUAGUGGCCACUAUGGGGGUCAAUGGAUCAAAAUAACUGGUCCAAUAUUUUUGUUUUGAAAUUAUCAGAGUUACUGGAAGGAAUACUGGAUGAAAAACUACUGAAGUGGCCACUCAGGGGGAGCAAGGGCUUCAAGGUUGCCCCUAUAGGGACCACUCUGGAGUUCCUUAUUGAAGCAUACAAAUUUAAUGUUCCAGGGGCUCCAUUCAUUUUAACCUUCAAGUUUUUUUUUGUCGAUAUCGACUUUUUCCACAGAUCUCGAAGCUUCAUCCUCAACUCCUCGCCUUACUGGACUCCACUACUUACCUCUAAUCAUCGGAGGCUUCCUCCGAAGUCGAUUCGCCGUCCUCAUCACUCUGAGCAUGCCCUCGAUGGUUCUGGAACGAUUCCUGGCCACGAAAUACGUCGGAAACUACGAUCACGUCGCCCGCAAGUACAUUCCAACUGCAAUUAUCGUUUUCGUCGAACUUUUCUCGAUUUUUUCGGCUCUCGCAGCGAUUUUUAGUGAUUUUGGAAGUCUGGCGAUUCUUAUAUUUUCAUUUUUCGUCAACUCCUCGGCACUUUUGGUGAGUUCCAAGUAG